UGACUACUCAUUCCUCUCACAAUACUCUAUCUCGUAUCAGUUACACAGAGAGAGCUCAAAAAUGGUGCUUCUGGAUCAUCUCUGGGACGAUGUGGUGGCCGGACCUCAGCCGGAGCGUGGCCUCAAACAUCUCAAGAAGGUUUAUGCGAAGCCGUUGAACAUCAAAGAUGUAGGAGGAGGAGAAGGUAGUAGCCGUUACCAGAGGUCUCUAUCGAUGCCGGCGAGUCCUGUAACACCUGGAACGCCGACUACUCCGUCGCCUACCGCUUUGAAGAAGGAGAACGUGUGGAGGAGCGUUUUUCAUCCAGGAAGCAACCUCGCUACCAAGAGUAUUGGCGCCGAUUACUUCGAUAGACCACAGCCGAAUUCCCCCACUGUUUACGACUGGCUUUACAGCGGAGAUACACGGAGCAAACACCAGUGAAGCAGCUGGCGGUUAUCAGCGGAGGCGGUUUGCUUGUACAUAGUGCCGUGUUUGUGGCGAAGAUCCUGCUUCGUGUUUGUUUAAAUCCUUAGUAUUAUGCUUUAUGGAAGCUAAGUAAUUAAGUAUAUGACUAUGACAGACUGAGUGAUGUGUGCUGUUGAGUUUGUGUAAAUGAGUGCGAUGCAGACGCAGGAGGGAGAUUUGGGGUUGAUGAUGUUCAAUCCUCUGCUUGCUUUUCAAACAUGUGAUCGUGGAAUGAAAUAAGCUGGAUCUUGUUCUC
Molecule: messenger RNA, 704 nt
Organism: Andrographis paniculata
Lineage: Eukaryota; Viridiplantae; Streptophyta; Magnoliopsida; Lamiales; Acanthaceae
Product: auxin-repressed 12.5 kDa protein-like
Exons: 3
Coding region: 62-424 (120 amino acids)
Source: RefSeq, a predicted model, not a curated record